AUGUACAGGACGGCGGCAAGAGUCUCGUCGAGUAGCCAGGAAAAAACAUGGUCUGUAAAUCUGACCCAUAAAGUAGCAAUAUCCAAUGGGUACCCAGCUGGAGAUGGUGCUACUCGGCAAGCACGACAUCCCUCUCGAAGAUCCAACGUAGUGGAUAGCCCAGAAAAGAUCCCUUUCUGUUUACCUUAUAUAUCUGAUGAUAUGAGCAGAGCGGUACGGGGCUGUCUACGAAAAGCGGGUCUAGAGAAUGACGUGAGGGUUGUGGAAAUACCUCCAGCGAACCUCAAGGGUCAGCUGGUACGUAAUCGUGCGUAUGAUCGGCUCUGCACAACUCCCAACUGCGUGGUUUGCCAGUAUGGCAGAGAGGGCCCUCCACAACUGUUUACCGCCUCAUACUGGCGUGGAAGUGACACUGGGCGUCGAACUGCGAUACACAGCGGAGGUUCGUCCUCCGGCAAGGUCUCCCAAGCUGAGAAGGAGUUCGACACAUCCGACAUUCCGACUUCUCGGAAUCGGAAGCCUAGCUAA
Molecule: messenger RNA, 528 nt
Organism: Necator americanus (New World hookworm)
Lineage: Eukaryota; Metazoa; Nematoda; Chromadorea; Rhabditida; Ancylostomatidae
Exons: 2
Coding region: 1-528 (175 amino acids)
Source: RefSeq, a predicted model, not a curated record